AUGGCGGCCAUGGCAAUGCAACAACCUAACGCGGUCUUCCCCAGGUCGCAUGUCGGUUUUGACUCCAUCACUUCACAGAUCGAAAAGAAGUUGCUGAAAAGAGGUUUCCAAUUCAAUGUCAUCUGUGUUGGUCAAACUGGUCUGGGCAAAUCGACUCUCAUCAACACCAUCUUCGCAUCUCACCUUAUCGACUCCAAAGGCCGUCUCCGUCCUGACGAGCCAAUUCGAUCCACCACCGAUAUCCAGACUGUUUCGCACAUCAUCGAAGAGAAUGGUGUGAGACUACGACUCAGCAUUGUCGACACUCCCGGCUAUGGCGAUCUUGUGAACAAUGACCGAUGCUGGGAUCCCAUUGUGAAAUACAUCAAAGACCAACAUUCUGCCUACCUUCGCAAGGAGCUCACAGCCCAGAGAGAACGCUACAUCCCAGAUACCCGUAUCCACUGCUGCCUCUUCUUCAUCCAACCGUCCGGCCAUGCUCUGAAGCCCAUUGACAUUGUGGUCCUGAAGAAGCUCUCCGACGUGGUCAACGUCGUCCCAGUCAUUGCCAAGGCCGACUCUCUCACGCUUGAGGAACGACGAGCGUUCAAGGAGCGAAUCAAGGAGGAGUUUGCUUUCCACAACCUGAAGAUGUAUCCGUAUGAUAAUGAGGAACUGGAUGAUGAAGAGCGUGCCACCAAUGCGACCAUCAAGGACAUCAUCCCUUUUGCAGUUGUCGGCAGCGAGAAAUCCAUCGUUGUUAACGGCAAGCAAGUCCGUGGCCGGCAGAACAAAUGGGGCAUCAUCAAUGUGGAAGACGAGAACCACUGCGAGUUUGUCUACCUCCGGAACUUCCUCACUCGCACUCAUUUGCAGGAUCUCAUUGAGACCACCAGCCAAAUCCACUACGAGACCUUCCGAGCGAAGCAGUUGCUGGCACUCAAAGAGAGCAGCGCCUCUGGUAUGGCUGGUAGCCGGCCCAUCAGCCCUGCCGCCGACCGGGAAUUGAGCAGAGGCUCACAAAGAGUGACCAUGAACGGAUAUUAG
This is a messenger RNA of Cladophialophora yegresii CBS 114405, 1026 nucleotides long. RefSeq lists its product as uncharacterized. The transcript has 5 exons. NCBI's taxonomy places the organism in Eukaryota, Fungi, Ascomycota, Eurotiomycetes, Chaetothyriales, Herpotrichiellaceae. Gene Ontology annotation, biological process: cytoskeleton-dependent cytokinesis. The record is from RefSeq and is a predicted model, not a curated record. Gene Ontology annotation, molecular function: molecular adaptor activity; GTP binding; GTPase activity. Gene Ontology annotation, cellular component: cell division site; microtubule cytoskeleton; septin ring. Bases 1 to 1026 code for a protein of 341 amino acids.